Molecule: messenger RNA, 1125 nt
Organism: Cylicocyclus nassatus
Lineage: Eukaryota; Metazoa; Nematoda; Chromadorea; Rhabditida; Strongylidae
Source: the annotation of a GenBank genome assembly
AUGAUAGGCCGCGGUGAAGGUAUGAAAAUGAUCAAGCGGAUACGUCUGAUACGAGUUCAAAGCAUCUUGGACAUCUUCGUUCUAAUUGCGGCAUUAACCUUAACGAUUUUUGUCUGGGAUCAGAAGAAAGGUCAAGCCCAGUUGAGCGAAAAACUCAUCAGUAGACGUUUGCCCGAACGUUGUCUUCAGAGGCAGUGUCCGAGCAAAAAACUCCAGUCCACCAUUGAAUCGGACUAUAAGAUUCAUUACUCCCGUACUUUUCGUGACAUCUUCUUGAAGACCUCAACCUGCAUCGAUUCGUCAUUUAGAAAUACAAUUAAAACUGCAAAAGGAGUUAGAACGUAUGAAGAGAUUGAGAAAAAUGUUUUUAUACCGAAUAAUUACAAAAUGGUAAAGGCGUCCUGUCCUCUACCAAGACUGGAUUUUGUGAUAAAGCCAACAUGUGCGAAGGUUUUCGAAGAAUGGAUAGAAAUUGCUAAAAGACCUGCGCCAAAAUUUCCACCUAGAAAAAUUAAAGAAUCCGAUAUGAACGCUUUUCUCAUGAACGGAUAUUCGACGCUUUACGAGUAUAAAUACCGCUACAACAAAGUGUUAAUCGAACCCGUAGUUUGGAAUAAUAUUGAAAAUAUGCUUAAGAUGCCUAGCAGCAAACUACUGCAAUAUGGUAUACAAGGAACACAGGUAUACACUGUCGAAUAUAAGAAAAUAACUGUAAUAAAUACUGCUAGGAUCAAAUAUAUACAUCCGAUGGCUUUGGCGAAACAGUGGCGAAAAAAUUUGGAAAAAUUUGAUUUUGCCAUCUCGUUCUCCUCAAUUGAGCACAGUGGAUUAGGAAGAUACGGUGACAAUAUAGAUCCUAAUGGAGACUUAAGGGAGGUCGCGAAGAUUGGGUGUUUGUUAAAGAAAGGAGGAUUAUUCUUUCUUGGUGUCCCGAGAGGUGAAGACGCUAUAAAGUACAACAGGCAUCGAUAUUAUGGACGUAUGCGGUUAGCAAUGGUAAUGACAGGUUUCGAAUGGCUAGCGACAUACAGAGAAGACACACCUUAUUCAGUGCUGCCUAGUCGAGAAGAUUACGAAACUGUAGACCGACAAAACCAUGAUCUCUUUGUUUUGAAGAAACUAUAA